Messenger RNA from Echinostoma caproni, 444 nucleotides. The record is from the annotation of a GenBank genome assembly. Lineage: Eukaryota; Metazoa; Platyhelminthes; Trematoda; Plagiorchiida; Echinostomatidae.
AUGCAAGAUAUUCACGUUACUGAAGACCGAGUCUGGCUCGUGUCCAACACCAUUCCACGACAAAUCUAUCUUCGUAUUGGCCUCGUGCACAGUGUUCUCAAGUCCCCAAAUGGCACGGAUCAGUUGACACGAAGGUUGCCAGCCCCGUCUGAACUGCAAAUCGGUCACGCGUGGCAAGCAAUCCCACUACCGGACCCGAUUCUUCACACGCUGAAUGUGGACUGGUUGGUUGCUGCACGGGAACGAAGCGAAACUUAUUUGAAGGACAGUCAACCUCUAGAUGCAUUGAUUCUCACUCAAACUGGCGAAUGGCUGUGUCUGCGCAUUCUGGAUGAGAAAUUGUUUUUCGGUUCGUCCGUACCGAUUUCCUCACCGACGGGCUAUUGUGUACCUGAUAUAUUGGAUCUGACAGAUUUGGAACUACAAUCCCCGUCCUUCGGAUAA